Molecule: messenger RNA, 1489 nt
Organism: Danio rerio (zebrafish)
Lineage: Eukaryota; Metazoa; Chordata; Actinopteri; Cypriniformes; Danionidae
Gene: rx2
Product: retinal homeobox gene 2
Biological process (GO): regulation of DNA-templated transcription; nervous system development; cell differentiation
Cellular component (GO): nucleus
Molecular function (GO): DNA binding; DNA-binding transcription factor activity, RNA polymerase II-specific
Source: RefSeq, marked validated
AGUUUUCAUGGCUUCAUCCUAAAGAUCAAGACCUCCAUAUGCUGCGCCGCCAACGGGAUGUUUCCGAGUGCGCCGGAAUUUAUGACCAGUUUUUUGGGCAACUUUUUUUUUAUUUUUUAUUUUUGCACGCAAAGGGCUAUUUUAGUGAUGAACUGAAAGUGGGUGAGAACGUUUGUGAGCAUGCAUGGACAUUAAACAAUAACUUUGAGGGAAUCAGAAGAGACAGAAAGUUGGAGGAAACGCCCUCUGAAAGGGAAUCUCAGGCACAAACCAGAACCUGAUUCUCUUCUGGAUUUGCACCCUUUCAUUGACCCUGUUUCCUGGAAGAGACUUACUGUAAGAGCAGAUUGGAUGCAUCUGUCACCAGAUACCAUGAACAUGGUGGACGAUGGCUGCCUCUCCACAGAAAGCUACCACGACCUGGGCAAAGGUGGCGUUUCAGGCAUCAGCAGCCGCGUCCACAGCAUCGACGUCAUUCUGGGCUUCAGUAAAGACCAGGAUCCUCUGCUGGAGCCCAUCGGGACGCAUAAAGUGGACGAAGACCAGCUGGAAGAACAGGAGAAACAAGUGAAUUCUGAUCCAUACAGUCACCUGCAGAUCCCAGACCAGACCCAGCAGCAGCAAUCGGUGUACCAUGACACCGGACUUUUCUCCACGGACAAAUGCGAUGCAGAUUUGGGAGACCCGCGGAGCAACGUGGAGAGCGACAGCCGUUCCCCUGACAUCCCAGAUGAGGAUCAGCCGAAAAAAAAGCACAGACGCAACAGAACCACCUUCACCACCUAUCAGCUACACGAGCUGGAGCGCGCCUUCGAGAAAUCCCACUACCCGGACGUGUACAGUCGAGAAGAGCUGGCCAUGAAAGUCAACCUGCCUGAAGUUCGAGUUCAGGUGUGGUUUCAGAAUCGGCGCGCAAAAUGGCGAAGGCAAGAAAAAAUGGACACGGGCACCAUGAAGCUCCACGACUCACCCAUACGGUCCUUCAACCGACCACCAAUGGCACCAAAUGUGGGUCCUAUGUCUAACUCUCUCCCGCUGGACCCCUGGCUGUCCUCGCCACUGUCCAGUGCCACACCAAUGCACAGCAUCCCGGGGUUUAUGGGUCCUGGACAGAGCCUCCAGCCCACCUAUACUGCUCACCCUGGCUUUCUCAACACGUCUCCAGGCAUGAUGCAGAAUAUGCAGCCAAUGCCACCACCGCCCUACCAAUGCCAACCAGUGUUUAAUGACAAAUACCCGCUGGAAGACGUCGACCGCAGUUCUAGUAUCGCAGCUUUGAGGAUGAAGGCCAAGGAGCACAUUCAGUCGAUGGAUAAAACCUGGCAACCCAUGUAAAAAUGGAGAACGUUAUUCAAUGUUUUAUUGGGAUCUCAUAGCAAUGAGGGGAUAGACAUUACUGUAAAAAAUGCUUGGUUGUUUUAGGGACUUUAAGGAUGAAGGCCAAGGAGUGCAUUCAGUCCAUGGAUAAAACCUGGCUACCCAUGUAAAA